AUGCACGCUGAAGCGUUGACGCAAAUGCUUCGGGCCAUCAGCAUGGCCAUCGUGGAUGACACUGACAUAAAGCGGGGCGGUGACGAUGAACAGCUGAGCGGCAUGGCGACAGCAUGGACGUUGCUACGAUUGCCAAGGUGGAAGAGAAAGAGGUCUGAUAAGGCAAAGGCUGCGACGACGGCCUGUAAACAGACCUCAGUGGAUGCACGUUGCCCAAAGACCGUGCUCAAUCUGGUGCUGUCCAUGAUCAAGCAGCAGCGCCAAAUCGUUGCGGAGGCCGUGUCCGGCUUGUCUUCCUCUGCAUUGUCGAUCAGAUACUCGUGCAUCUGCUGA
Acanthamoeba castellanii str. Neff is the source of this 333-nucleotide messenger RNA. RefSeq lists its product as uncharacterized. The record is from RefSeq and is a predicted model, not a curated record. Lineage: Eukaryota; Discosea; Longamoebia; Acanthamoebidae. The transcript has 4 exons. Bases 1 to 333 code for a protein of 110 amino acids.